CCGGCUAGCGCGGCCAUGGCCACUCCGCAGCAGCAGCCGCAGCCGCAGCCGCAGCCGUGCCAGCCAAAGCCCUCAGCUUGUCGCACUCCGUUGCUGCCGGAGUCGCCGCUGCAGGUGAAGGUGGUGGGGCUCUUCAAAAGCUCCAGCUUUCAGAUGUCAAAGACCAUCGCUGAGACUCUGAAACAUAAUUACCCAUCCAGAUUUGAAGAUCCCGUGAUAGUUCCUCUUCAAGAGUUUGCUUGGGAUCAGUAUCUACAGGAGAAAAAGAGGGAACUGAAGGGUGAAACCUGGGUAUAUUCCUCCUAUGUGAUGUGCUUUAUUAAUGAUCAACUGCUGGGUAACGCAUUUGACCUGAAGAAGUGGGCCCAGAAGGUGUGGGACGUGGUUGAUGUCCGACCCUCCGCACUGUAUGAAGCACUAACUUUGAAUUAUUCCACCAAGUUCUUAAAAGACACCAAGCAUGAUUUUGUGUUCUUGGACAUUUGUAUCAAUCUUUCUCCAAUUGGAAGACUGAUUUUUGAGCUAUAUUGUGAUACAUGUCCCAAAACAUGUAAAAAUUUUCAGGUCUUGUGCACAGGAACGGCAGGGUUUUCUGAGAGAGGCGUAAAGCUUCAUUACAAAGAUUCGAUUUUUCAUCGAGUAGUCCAGAAUGGUUGGAUACAAGGAGGAGAUAUAGUACAGGGAAGAGGAGAUGACGGGGAGUCUAUUUAUGGACCAAUAUUUGAAGAUGAAAACUUUUCAAUUCCUCAUAAUAAAAGAGGAGUUCUUGGAAUGGUCAAUAGAGGUCAUCAUACCAAUGGCUCACAAUUCUACGUCACACUGCAAGCAGCUCCCUAUCUGGAUAGAAAAUACGUGGCUUUCGGGCAACUAAUCGAAGGGACUGAAGUUCUUAGACAACUGGAAUUAGUCCCAACAGAGAAUGAGAGACCAACGCUUCUCUGCAGUAUUGCAGACAGUGGAAUUCUUUAUACCUGAUUUUCACAUCAGUCAAAUUUUCUGCCAUGAUUCAUUACUGUGCGUUUGAUCAGCUCUUUCUGUAUUUAAUUAAAUGGUGCUUGAUAACGUU
Messenger RNA from Microtus ochrogaster (prairie vole), 1066 nucleotides. It is a transcript of the gene Ppil6, whose product is annotated as peptidylprolyl isomerase like 6. The record is from RefSeq and is a predicted model, not a curated record. Gene Ontology annotation, cellular component: cytoplasm. Gene Ontology annotation, biological process: protein peptidyl-prolyl isomerization. NCBI's taxonomy places the organism in Eukaryota, Metazoa, Chordata, Mammalia, Rodentia, Cricetidae. Gene Ontology annotation, molecular function: peptidyl-prolyl cis-trans isomerase activity.